Messenger RNA from Drosophila novamexicana, 778 nucleotides. RefSeq lists its product as uncharacterized. The coding region runs from base 16 to 726 and encodes 236 amino acids. The record is from RefSeq and is a predicted model, not a curated record. NCBI's taxonomy places the organism in Eukaryota, Metazoa, Arthropoda, Insecta, Diptera, Drosophilidae. The transcript has 3 exons.
GUGACUUUAUGACACAUGAAGCGGUUUAAGAGAUAUGCAAUACUAACAUAUGUUGCCCUCAAGCGCCAGCAGGCGGUCGAGGAUGCCAUCGCGCUGCGCCUGGUGGCGAAUAAGACGGGCCGCAAAAUCGAUGCUCUGCCGCCGGGCAGCAUCUUUGGACUGACCGUAACGCAGCCCAAAGAUCAGGCUGCAGCAGCACACAGUCCACAGGAGGCACCGGAGCAGCAGCAGCAGCAGCCAAAGCCAGUUGUUGCGGAGCCCGAAACCUUGGCAGUGGCCCAGGAUCUGAGUGCACCACGUCGCGAGAUCGUCUCCCAAACGGCGAUUGAUAUGCUGGCGCAGCUAUUUCCACAGCGCAAACGCUCCGUGCUGGAGCUGGUGCUCAAGCGCUGCGACCUGGACUUGAUACGCGCCAUUGAGAACGUCUCGCCGCCGGCGGAGCAGACGCCGGCCGAGCUGUUGCCGCCGCCGUUACCGCAGCCCCCGUCGCUGCCCUUGCCGCAAGCACUGCAGCUGGCCAUGCCGCCGCGCAGCAGCGCCUUCAGGCCAGUCAUAGCUGAACAGUAUGCAGCAAAGGCCUCGUCGACGGCAGCCGCCGCCAUUUGCGCGUAUCCCAAGUGGUUUGUGCCGCUCUCCUUUCCCGUCACCAUGGGCCACCUGUCCAACUUGGCGCCGCGCUGCAACCUGCCCAACUGCAACUGUUUGGAGAGCUAUCAGUUCCACUAACCACAACAACAAAGCAAAAAUUAUGCCAAAAUUAAUUAAUUUAUUUAAAGUA